AUCCCAGUACACAUGCGCGAAAAUGUAUAGUCGCAGUUUACGCCACACAGACGAGGAAGUGAUGAAGAUUGUGCGGCAAAUUUGCACUGAAACGGCUUAAUAACAACAUUGUUGAGAUGAACGGUCUCGCAAACGACGGGCAGGACCUGCUAUUGGCAGCCCUGUCUGAGAGUGGGCUGGCGUUUGAUGAGUUCCCCGGUGCCACCGACGCCAACGAUCAGAAUGACUUCGAUCUCAGCCUCUUGGGACCGCCAGACCCGUUCGGGGCCAACGUUCCUCCUAGCCAGUACAUGGCCGGGCUGCAGAGCAAUGAGACAGACCCUCUGUUGGCCAUGCUGCAAGGUGAACAUCAGCAACAACAGCAGCAGCAGCAGCAGCAACGAAUGCAACAGCAGCAACAACAGUUACAGCAGCCACCAACAUUUGUAUCAACUCCUUCCGUGCAUCAGAUGCCAGAUAUGGAGAGCGCCAUCCCCAAGUUGACACAUUCCUCCGGCACCAACUCCGGCACGGUGUACGUCAUGGACAAGAAUCGGUCCUGGAAGCCCGUCGUGUCCAACACCCCGUCGCCCAUCCCGCCCAUCGAUUCCAAGUCGGAUUUCUUCCAGACCAUCGCCACGCCCGCCAAGAAUCCACCGCCCCUCAUGCCCACCCUCGGGGGGUUUGGCAAGUCUGGCAGCAUGCUCUCCCGAAUCAAGACGGCGCCCGCCGGCCUGAGCGACUUACUGAACACGGUUCCCAGCACCAGCAAUAUGCCGCUGGGUUUCCCCGGGCGGAGGGCCGAUAAGCCGUUGGGAAGCAAUGCCGCUGCGAUCAACAAGGGGCUGACUCAGAAAGACGUGUCGCGGUUGUGGUCCAAUGACGACAUCAAGUUGGAAAGUGUGACACCAAAAGUUCAGAAACCAGCGGAGGAGGACAUAGAUGAUGAGGAAGAAGAGAACAUGGGACAUGCCGAGACUUACGCCAACUACAUGCCAUCCAAACUGAGGAUAGGCCUACCCCACCCGGACCCCGUCGUAGAGACCAGCUCCAUGGCCAGUGUGCAGCCCCCUAACAUCUACUACCGGCUCAGCAUUCCUGAAGAGGUCAUUGACCGGAGACAGCUGUCGGCCUUGCAGCUCGAGUCCAUCACCUACGCCUGCCAACAACACGAGACCAUGCUGCUGAGUGGGGAGAGGGCAGGCUAUCUCAUCGGUGAUGGGGCCGGUGUUGGCAAAGGCAGAACUAUAGCGGGCAUCAUCCAUGAGAACUAUCUGCUGGGAAGGAAGAGAUCAAUCUGGUUCAGCGUGUCCAACGAUCUCAAGUUUGACGCCAUGAGAGACCUGAAGGACAUCAGUGCAAACAUUCCAGUCCAUUCCCUUAACAAGUUCAAGUAUGUGAAGAUCAAUUCCCAGGCCAACGGUUACGUCAGGAAGGGCAUCAUCUUCUCCACCUACUCGUCCCUGAUUGGUGAGAGCCAGGCCACCCACAAGUAUGACACGAGGCUCAAGCAGCUGUUGCGCUGGUGCGGCAAGGACUUUGAUGGAGUUAUCAUUUUUGAUGAGUGCCACAAAGCCAAGAAUCUUGUCCCAGUGGGUUCCGCUAAGCCGACCAAAACUGGCCUGACGGUGCUGGAGCUACAGAAGCAGCUGCCCAAGGCUAGGGUGGUCUACUGCAGUGCAACCGGUGCCUCUGAACCCAGGAACAUGGCCUACAUGUCCCGGCUAGGUAUUUGGGGGAAAGGCACACCCUUCCCAGACUUCAACGCUUUCAUUCAGGCCGUCGAGAGGAGGGGUGUUGGUGCCAUGGAGAUUGUUGCCAUGGAUAUGAAGCUGCGAGGCAUGUACAUCGCUAGACAGCUGAGCUUCCAAGGCGUGACGUUCAACAUCAACGAAGUCAAGCUGAGCGUAGAGUUCAAGAAAAUCUACAACAAGGCCGUCGGUCUGUGGCUAGCCGCCCGGGAGAGGUUCAUCAAGGCCGCGGAUCUGAUCGGCGCGGAGCAGCGCAUGCGUAAGUCUAUGUGGGGUCAGUUCUGGUCGGCCCACCAGCGAUUCUUCAAGUAUCUCUGCAUCGCUGCCAAGGUGCAGCAUGCUGUCAAACUGGCCAAAGAAGCUGUCAAGAUUGGCAAGUGCGUAGUCAUUGGUCUGCAGUCCACGGGUGAGGCUCGAACCCUGGACGCCUUAGAAGAAGCAGGAGGAGAACUCAACGACUUUGUCUCGACCGCAAAGAGUGUGUUUAGUACCUUGAUUGAGAAGCACUUCCCAGCUCCCAAUCGUAAGAAGACGGCCAGCAUGUUUAAUCUGAACAGCAACAGCGGCGCCAGCAGCCCUGCCUGGAGCGAGAGCAGUCGAGGAGUCAAGAGAAAGAGAGACAAACUGACCAACGGCCUCAAGUCCAAGCAGCCCAAGCACUGGUGGGAAGAGGACAGCCGAGAGAACAGCCCCCUCAACGGCAACAGCAAUAGCAACAGCAACAACACGGGCGGCGAGAGUGACGACAGCGACGUCAUCUUACUGUCCUCCAGUGACAGUGACAGUGACAGUGACGAUGACGAUGUGUCCUCCAAGGGGUCCUCCAAUGACGAGGACGACUUCAAUCCAUUCAGGGACAACUCUGAUGACGAUCCCUGGGUGACUCGCAAAUCCAAAGUCAAAGAAGAGAAGACCAAGAAGAAGAAGAAGAAAAAGAAAGCCGAAGAUAAGAACCUGCCGAUGAUGCGUAACCUGGAAGGGAAGAUGAACAGCGCCCUCUAUGCGGCAGGCAUCCUGACGAAACCCAGACUGCCCAACACCCUGGCCACCAUGUCAUCAAUACCUGCAGCGACCAACUCCAUGCUUCUGCCGGGAAUGGACGCCUACGAGAGGGCUAUCCUGAUGAAGCAAGAACUCCUGGACAUGUGUGAGGAGAUCGGUUCGGUCCUUCCCAACAACACCCUGGAUGAGCUCAUUGAUGAGCUGGGUGGGCCUGAGAACGUGGCCGAG
Patiria miniata (bat star) is the source of this 2960-nucleotide messenger RNA. RefSeq names its product protein strawberry notch homolog 1-like. The record is from RefSeq and is a predicted model, not a curated record. Gene Ontology annotation, molecular function: chromatin DNA binding; histone binding. Gene Ontology annotation, biological process: regulation of DNA-templated transcription. Gene Ontology annotation, cellular component: nucleus. Lineage: Eukaryota; Metazoa; Echinodermata; Asteroidea; Valvatida; Asterinidae.